Molecule: messenger RNA, 489 nt
Organism: Wallemia mellicola CBS 633.66
Lineage: Eukaryota; Fungi; Basidiomycota; Wallemiomycetes; Wallemiales; Wallemiaceae
Product: nucleic acid-binding protein
Exons: 2
Coding region: 126-470 (114 amino acids)
Biological process (GO): translational initiation
Cellular component (GO): cytoplasm
Molecular function (GO): RNA binding; translation initiation factor activity
Source: RefSeq, a predicted model, not a curated record
AACAGUAAUGCCAAAAUAAAUAACAGGGCGGUAAGAACCGCAGACGUGGAAAGAACGACAACGAGAACGACAAAAGAGAGCUGCUCUUUAAGGAGGAAGGACAAGAAUACGCCCAAGUUAGUAGAAUGUUAGGAAAUGGACGUCUAGAAGCCAGCUGCUUCGACGGCGUCAAGAGACUGGGCCACAUUAGAGGUAAAAUGAGGAAGAAGGUCUGGGUCGGUGCAGGCGAUAUCGUCCUACUCAGUUUGCGUGAGUUCGAAGACGAGAAGGCAGAUAUUAUCCACAAGUACUCCCCAGACGAAGCUAGAGCACUGAAGCAAUACGGUGAACUCCCAAGUGAAGCUCGCAUCAACGAGAACGAAGCAUUCGGCGAUGACGACCUCGAGGGUGAGAUUGAGUUCGGUGAGCAGGAGGAAGAAGGUGAAGAUGACGACAGUGAGGAGUCAGAUGUAGAUAUAAACGAUUUAUAAGCUAGCAAUUUAUCAUUUU